UUUAUAUUUUCCAACACAUGUCAAACAAAAAUCAGUCUACAAGUGGCGCCAUUGAACUACUUCUAGUACUAGUAUUUUUCCAUAUAAACUCUAACCCAAUUUGUACUAGUGUCUGUUGUUCUAGUAAUAGUAGUAGUGGCAUUCAGACAAUUAUCGCUUCAUUUCCUGCUGCAUUCUUAAAUUAAUUGAAAUAUCUACUACAAAUUGUAUUUUAUUUGUAUUUUUAUUAAAUACAAUUUACUUUUUAUACACUACACCACUUCAGUGGGGAGAGUAUUUUAGGUUUAUGCUGAUGUAACGUACAAUAAUAUUGGUCCUAUAUCAACCUUAAAGUAUACCAAUCGGCUUAGAAUCAUUUUCUGAGUCGAUUUAGCUAUGUCCUUCCGUCCAUUUAAAUCCAAUUUUGAAGACAAUUCAAUGAACAUGAUCUUCUAUUGUCCCAGCCUAUUGGAAAUAGUUAUGAUCGGUCCAUUGUUUCACCUAGCCCCCAUAUAAUUAAACCUCCGAAUAGGGCUUUUAAAUUCAUAAUUAUGUUUAAUAUACUUGUAAGCUGCAAACCCAAGUUCUAUCCUUAAUGACACUCAUAAAAUAAACUCAUAAAUAAUAAACCCCUAAAUUUUAUAAUAAUAGGCCCCUAUAAAAAGCACCAUAAUUGUAUUCAACAAUAAAUGGCUUAAGUAUAACUUCACUUUACUAAGUCAUAUAAAUGAAAAAAACUUAUUUCAACAAAAUAGGUCCGUAUCUGUAUAUAUUUUUUUACAUUCAAAUUUAUGAACAAAGACACAUGACACUGAAUUUAAAACAAAAUUUGUUGUUUAGCUAAUUUUUAUUUUCAUAAUAAUAGAUAUAAUAGAUAUAACAAGAAUAGAUAUAAUAAUAAAACAUAAAAUUAAUAAUGAAACUUAUUUUUUGUCAUAUAAUUUUUAUAGAGGUAAAAAUAGAAAAUCGGUCAUAAUCGGUUUAUAAAAUAUAUAUCUAACUAUAAAUUAUAUUUUUAUAUAUUUUAGUACACAACCGUUAAAAUAACGAUACCGAAAUAUGCCGAAAUACCGAUAACGCUAUAAUACCAAUACCGAAAUGAGUCAAAAUAACGAUAACGCUAAGAUAUCGUUACCGAAUUAAGCCAAAAACCGAUAAUGCUAAAAUACCAAUACCAAAAUAAGUUAAAAUAUCGAUAAUGCUACUUUAUCAGCGUUUGGAAACGGUUGCCAAACUUGAUUAUUAACAAAGAGAUUAAUUUGAUUUAUAUCACUUUAAUUAUGUUUGCUUUUCAUAUCUGAGUUAAAGUUAAACUGGAUUAAACUAUGAUUUUUAUAAAUUAUCACAUUAUUGUUUUGUAUUUCAUUUAUUAUAUCCCUUUUUUUGUAUGUAUUUUUCAAUAGAAACGAGUCUUCAACGGCAGUUGCAAUACCCUUUUCAACAGAACCGCAAAGAAACCUGCAAUUGUCAUUUCAAAAUGUAACGGUGUUACACAACGAAAGAAAAAUACUGAAUGAUGUCAGUGGUGUCGUGAGUCCGGGGGAAGUUUUAGCAAUAAUGGGUCCAUCUGGCAGUGGAAAGACUACUUUACUUGAUUGCCUGAGUGGUCAGAGGCGCAUUGAUUGUGGAAGUAUUCAUUUAAAUCGAGAGAUGCUGUCCAAAAAAUGGCGUCGAAAAAUUUGUUAUGUUCUACAAGAGGAAAUUUUUUUUUCGGGCCUUACCCUGAAGGAGACCGUCAUGUAUACAGCCCUAUUACGUUUGCCUGAAGAAAUACCAGUGACAGAGAAAGCGAAACUAGUUGAUGAUAUUUUACAAUCUCUUGAGUUGACUUUUUGCCAAGAUACAAAAUUUGGAGAUUAUAUGAACAGAGGGUUAUCGGGUGGAGAAAAGAAAAGGGCUAAUAUAGCGUGUGAACUUUUAACCAAUCCAUUAUUAAUGUUAUUGGAUGAACCUACGUCAGGCUUGGACAGCCAUUCUGCAAUAUCGCUAAUGAAAAUUUUAAAACGUUAUGCCACUGAAGAGCAAAAAACCAUUGUGAUAACCGUUCACCAGCCAUCAUCGCAAAUGUUUCAUAUGUUUGAUAAAUUAUUGUUACUUUACAAUGGAACAACAGCUUAUUUUGGUGAGGUCAACGACAUUUAUAGAUAUUUCGAAAAUAUUGGCGUUUCAAUAAAACCUCAUUAUAAUCCAGCUGAGUUUGUACGUAAGUAAAUUUUUUAUACCAUGUUAUACACGAACAGUGAAUUACAUCGCCAUGUUGUUUUUUCUUUCAUUAUUUUCGUUUGUCUCCAACAAAUGAAUAAAAAAUACCUGAUAAAAAUUAGAGAUGACACUUAUUCAUUCGUAAUGCAAACUACAGGAAUUUUAUAUUGAAAACAAUAAACAUUUUUCGAAUUCAUUUUUUGUUAUCAAUAUAAAUCUAGAAAAUACUUGUUCGUUUGCAUUUAGAGGAACAGGCCCUAAAUUACGUACAACUUGUGUAAUUCGCACUUGAAAUUUUAUAUGGCGUAUAAUUUAAUUCAGUUUGUAAUUGGGGUUUGCUUCGUGCAAAUGAGGUAUUAUUUACAAAUACUCUUCAUAUACUAAUACACCAGUAAUUUUUAUACCGUGAGAAGGGUAUAUAAGUUUGUCAUUCCAUUUGUAAUUCUACAAUAUACAUGUUUUGUUUGUAAAUCCAUUCGACUCCGAUAAGCUUCUAAGCCCGAACUUGGUUUUC
Lucilia cuprina (Australian sheep blowfly) is the source of this 2695-nucleotide messenger RNA. RefSeq names its product ABC transporter G family member 27-like. Lineage: Eukaryota; Metazoa; Arthropoda; Insecta; Diptera; Calliphoridae. The transcript is spliced from 3 exons. The record is from RefSeq and is a predicted model, not a curated record. Gene Ontology annotation, molecular function: ATP binding; ATP hydrolysis activity; ABC-type transporter activity. The coding region runs from base 1537 to 2190 and encodes 217 amino acids. Gene Ontology annotation, cellular component: plasma membrane.